AUGGGCGAGGCCAGCGCCCGGCUCCCCUGUGGCUGCAUCCGGGCUCGUUGUGAGGAGAGCGGGGCUGAGAGAGAGAAGCGCUGGACCGAGCUCUUCCAGCAGCUGGACCUCAAUAAAGAUGGCAGGAUCGACAUGCACGAGCUUCGCUCCGGACUCGCGGCGUGGGGGGUCGCGCGCACUGACGUCGACGAGAUUGUACGUGUGAGUGAUACCAAUCAAGAUGGCCAACUGGACUUUGAGGAAUUUACCCGGUAUUUGCGCGCCCACGAGAAAGAGCUCAAACUCAUGUUCCGCAGCCUGGACCGCAACAAUGACGGUCAGAUCGAUGUGGGAGAGAUCCAGCAGUCUCUACACAGUCUGGGAGUGGAGGUGUCCACCGAGCAGGCCUGCAGAAUACUGCGCAGUAUGGACAGAGACGGCACCAUGACCAUCGACUGGAACGAGUGGCGAGAUCACUUCUUGUUCAAUCCAUUCCGGAACAUGGAGGAUAUUGCCCACUACUGGAAACAUUCGCUCAUGCUUGAUAUUGGAGAACAGCUGACAGUGCCGGAUGAGUUUUCUGAGCGAGAGCGGAGGGCAGGGCUCGUCUGGAGACAGCUGGUUGCUGGGGCGAUGGCUGGAGCCGUGUCCAGAACUGGAACAGCUCCGCUGGACAGACUCAAGGUUUUUCUUCAGGUUCAUGGCUCUGGAGGUGCUGGCCUGUGGAGUGGACUGCGGGGGAUGGUGCAGGAGGGCGGGGUCCAGUCUUUAUGGAGAGGGAACGGCAUAAACGUGCUCAAAAUUGCUCCGGAAUCCGCCAUCAAGUUCAUGGCUUAUGAACAGAUAAAGUGGCUGAUCCGUGGCUGUAAAGAUGGCGGCAGUCUGAGGGUGCAGGAGAGGUUUAUCGCUGGAUCGCUCGCAGGAGCCACAGCUCAAACCAUCAUCUACCCGAUGGAGGUCCUGAAAACUCGUCUUACUCUGAGGAAGACGGGUCAGUACUUGGGAAUGGUGGACUGCGCUCGGCAGAUUCUGAGGAAGGAGGGGGUCCGGGCAUUCUACAGGGGCUACGUCCCAAACACGCUGGGCAUCAUCCCCUACGCAGGCAUUGACCUGGCCGUCUACGAGACUCUGAAGAAUGCAUGGCUACAGCGGUACUGUGUGGGUUCAGCAGAUCCCGGUGUUUUGGUGCUGCUCGGCUGUGGCACUGUGUCCAGCACCUGCGGUCAGUUAGCCAGUUACCCGCUCGCCCUCAUCCGCACGCGCAUGCAGGCCCAAGCCUCCACAGAAGGCGCCCCCAAGCUGACCAUGGUGGGUCAGUUUAAGCACAUUGUGUCCCAUGAGGGAGUCCCAGGCCUGUACCGGGGCAUCGCCCCCAACUUCCUCAAAGUCAUUCCUGCUGUUAGCAUCUCCUACGUGGUCUAUGAGCACAUGAAGAAAGCUCUGGGAGUGGGUUCGUAAGACACAGCGACAGUGGAAUGACCGUGGAACAGAAGGAGAGAGAAAUGGGUCAGGCUUUAAAAGCCUCCUCACAGAAGAAUGAGCCAAGGAGGACGGGUAGACAGUGGAGCCCUAGGCAGUGAAGAGAAGGGAGAAAUUAUUGAAGAAUGAAAACCUACUUUAGAUUGUAUUACAAUCCUGGCUAUUUAUCGAAUAGGAUGGAAAGCUGGUGUUUGGUUUUGAUGGAAAGGAGGAAUGAUGUUUUAACCCAGGGGUGCACAACUACGGUCCUGGAGGGCCGGUGUCCAGCACAGUUCAGAGGUUUCCCUGCUCAAACACACCCACUUAACCUGUCAAUUAACAGAUAAGUGUAAUCAGGUGUGUUGGAGCAGGUAAAACACCAAACUGUGCUGGACACCGGCCCUCCAGGACCGGAGUUGUGCACAUCUGUGUUAACCUCCAUUAACAAAGUCCAUUUACACUUCUUAUUAAAGCUGCACUAUGAUUUUUUGUUAAAAUUGAAAGAAGCAGCAAUUGAGCCAGGAGGAAACACGUGGUGUGUCCUAAAAUAUGGUGUGCGUGUUCUACUGCAAGUUGACCUGUAAAGCCUGAAAGAAUAACUUAAAAGUCAGAGGCGUCGGGUCAGAUUUUGUAGUUGCACACACAGAUUCAAAAAUAAGGUCCGGCUCUAUGUUUAAUUCUCAACAUCAUAUUGACGAUAAUACAGUGACAAUAGUGG
Molecule: messenger RNA, 2155 nt
Organism: Colossoma macropomum (tambaqui)
Lineage: Eukaryota; Metazoa; Chordata; Actinopteri; Characiformes; Serrasalmidae
Gene: slc25a23b
Product: solute carrier family 25 member 23b
Exons: 10
Coding region: 1-1437 (478 amino acids)
Biological process (GO): transmembrane transport
Molecular function (GO): ATP transmembrane transporter activity; calcium ion binding
Source: RefSeq, a predicted model, not a curated record